Molecule: messenger RNA, 5049 nt
Organism: Bactrocera dorsalis (oriental fruit fly)
Lineage: Eukaryota; Metazoa; Arthropoda; Insecta; Diptera; Tephritidae
Gene: l(2)37Cg
Product: probable DNA-directed RNA polymerases I and III subunit RPAC2
Exons: 3
Coding region: 140-484 (114 amino acids)
Biological process (GO): DNA-templated transcription
Cellular component (GO): RNA polymerase III complex; RNA polymerase I complex
Molecular function (GO): DNA-directed RNA polymerase activity; DNA binding; protein dimerization activity
Source: RefSeq, a predicted model, not a curated record
UGCUUUCUGAACAUAUGGUUACCCUCGUUAAAAAUAUCGAUAAAAUAAAAUUCUUUCAUCGAAACAUUAACACUUCUAUUAUUUUUGGUUUACCUUCCUCGUGUUGUUUAACGUCUCAGUAAAGAAAUCAAAAUAAAAAAUGGGCGCGUUAGCAGAAGUUGCUGGUGAUGAAAAUAGCGGCGAAGGCUCACGCACAUUUGUGUUCCAAAACGAGGGACAUACUUUAGGCAAUGCUCUAAAAACUAUCAUAAGCAGAUAUCCGGAUGUUGAUUUUUGCGGUUACACUAUUCCUCAUCCAACUGAAAGCAAAAUGCAUUUUCGGAUACAAUCUAAUCAAAACAGAGCUAUUGACAUUUUAAAACGAGGCUUAGAUGAUUUAGAAUCCCUUUGUGAUCAUACUAUCAGCACGUUCGAGUCAGAAGUUAAAACGUAUAUUGAAACAAAUAAUAAACCUGUGCCGACACUCGAUAAUCGAUUAUAUUAACUGGAACAAUGGAACUAUUUACAACAAGUCUGCACGCUUAAAAUUUAUUUUAUGUUCUAUCCAAUAUAGAUGGAAAGAAAAGUACAUGUGUAAAUGGCUGUCUGAAUCUCUUCAUUUAUUUUGUACUUCUUCUUUAAUUCAGAAUUAAUUAUAAAUCACAGGAAAUAGCGGACUGAUUUAUAUCAACUAGUAUUAAAAUCGGUGAAGAUCAGUGAAGGCCUUUUUCAUUUUUUGUAAUACCUUUUGAAUAUGGUGAAGCCUUCAUUUUCAGUGCGAUUAAUAGUACUGAUAGCAAAGGAAAGUAUUUCUCGAAAUUAACCACAGUUUAUCUCGCCAAGGGCUGUUAUUUCGGCGAGCUAACAAUAUUUGGAACGAUAAAAUAUACGUUUUUUCUAAUCAUUUCAAUAUUUUUGCGAAUAUAUAUUAUAAUUUACCUAACCAGAAAAGGGUUCAAUGUCGCAUGAGCAUUUGGUAAUAAUUUUGAUUGAUAUAAUUUUGAAAUCCUUUUGUCACAGAAAUAUUUAAAUUCUUUUUACAGUGUACUAAUCUUAUUCCCCCCAUCUAUAACAAAAAAAUCUAAUUUACACAUAGCUUAAGCUUUAAAAAGAGAUUCGACAUUUGCCUUCUACACUAUAUUAAAAUCUAUUAGAUCUAACUGGUAUCUUACUUCUAUUAAAUUUUACUAAAAUCUCAAAAUUUGUAGUAUUGCCUGAAUUAGAUCUAAAUAAACAUUUGGAAUUAAUAAAAUGAUGAAAGCAAAAAUGUAUAUAUACCGUUGUUAUAUGUUAAGAAUUAUUAUCAUGAGCACAUGUGCCAAUUAGGUCUGCAAGUGAGGUAACUCUAAUUUGAAAAAAUACAACGCUGAAUAUUUCCGUAUUAAUGGCGCUGCUUGAAUGUUUCGGUUCUAUUCCUCUUUCAGUUUUUGUUUAGUAGCUGUUGCAGUUAAAUCUAUGAUUACAACGUAGUUUGUUCGCGCGUGGGCACUGUUUUAAAGUAAUAUUUGUAAAUUAAAUUUAAGGAAAAGUGUAGAAUUUAUAAAUUCAAACAAUGCAUUUUACAAAUUGAGACUUUUUUACAUCGAACUAAGAGAAAUAAACGACAAAACUUUGAUAUAAAAAAAGCAAAUACAAAGUGCUGAGUAUAAAGUUUUUGUUCUAGCAUUCGUCUUUGCGUCAUUCAGCCAUAGUAGACGAGAGAAUUCGCUAAAAAGCGACGCGAGUAAAAAUCGCCCUGCCUUGUGUGCUACUUCGUCUGUUCCAACUCAAACAACUGCAAAACAACGGAUCGUAGGCAUUGAUUACUGGCGCAACACACGUUUAAAAACUUUGCAUUUCUAAUUGUAGCCUAAGGUGGCUGCCCUAUAGUAGUAUUCCCUAGAAGUCAUAUAUAUAUUGACAUGGUCAUAGCGAAGUUCUCAGGUUUGUCAAAUUUUAUAUCAUUACUGUUCCUAAUAAAUUUAUACAAUUAUCCAUAAAAGUGUAUAGUUUUAACAUGUGAAAAAUGUACCAAACUAAGGCGGAAGUGAAUUACUGUGUGUGAUAUACAUAUAUACAUACAUAUGCUUUGGGAGGUGAAGAUAAGUUUUUGUUUUCAUUACUUUGUUAGUAAAAAAUCGUGUAUCUAUAAUACUUGCACAAAUACACAUACACGCAGAAAUUCUGUUUAAUACAAAAUAAAAACUGUUGAAACAAACCUAAACUUCGGUUAGCUCGUGUUUAUCAAAUAAUGAAAGAAUAUUAAUAACCCAGGAAGUUACUAAAUUUUAGUGCUUAAAGCUAGUUUGUUUAAGUAGCUAUAUAUAUAUAUAUAUAUAUAUAUAUAUACAUAUAUAUUUGAUUUCGCAUUCUAAACUAUACCGACGCUGUUUGCGGCAUUAUCAAUGCACCCCGGUUUCUGCUGUAAUACUAGUGUUUAUUAUAUUAUAACAAUUGUGCGUGUGUACAUAUUCGCGUAAUAGCAUAGAUGGCCCCUGCUACAGACAAAACAUAUAUAUAUAUAUGUAAAUACAUAUACAUAAAUAUAUGCAUUUAUAUGUAUAUAUUAAAAAAAAAACAGCAGCUAGACAGCAACGAAAACGCGCCAUAGAAAUGCUUUUUCUCGUUCUUGGAGAGAGAGAAGCAUAGAGAUUGUGGAUGAAUGAGCGGGUGGACGGACGGCAAACAAGAAUACGCGUUUUCUUGUAUAUGAGAUGUGGAUGGUGACUAAUUCGCGUCGUCGUGCGUUCCAUUGCCAAUUCGUUUCCCCUUUGUGCAAUGGAGUUCACAUCAGAACCAACAGCUUUGCCCUGCAGAAACUGCACUGUCUGAUGGCUUCAGUUCCACUUCCUCCUACAUUCUCAUUAAUUUUUUUGUUGUUUUUGGUCCCUUGCAUGAUUUCUGCCCUUUUUGUUUUGUUUGUUUACAGAGUUACCAUUUUGUGAUUUGCUGUUUACACGAAGUUUGGAAAUUAUUUGAAAAUAAUUCUAGAUUGCGCGAAUAUUUCAAAGCGAAUCAUUUUUUGGAACUACAUUCCGAAACAAAUAGAUAUAAUUAAAAUUUUUAUAUCCAAUAAUAUUUUAAUAUCGAAAUUAAGAUUGCAAAAUAAAUUUUAAAUUUCUUAUAUAUUUUGAAAAUUAGCUGCAAAAAAUUGUGCAUUCCCAUGGCAUCCCUGUAUAUGAUGAGUUUUAUUUAGACAAUGCAACAUCGUGAAUUAGUGUGUGUAUGUGUAGUUGCGUUAUUGUCGGUUGAAAGCGUAGGUAACUGCGGGACAUAUGUAUGCCCGUAACAUCGGUGGGCUUUUACGUUUAAAGGAGCAGCAAAUGGCGGUUCUCUUCUGCCAUGCCCUAUACUCCCUUUUUGAAGAGCAAUACAAAACAACGUUUUUGUUUAGUCCGACAACCUUUGCUGCUUCCCCCUUUUUCCUGUUUUCGUUAAAUUGUCACCCUUCCGCUCAAUGUUGCUUUUGAUUGUUUGUAUACAGUCGGUAUAAUCCAUGUGAGUGUGUGUUAUGCGUAUCCACGAUAUGGUUUGUCCAACUUUUGGUAAAGAAAGAACAAGGUAAAUAUGUACAUACCUAAGUGCAUAUCGAAUCAUAUGUAUAUUAAAAGUAAGUUUAUAAUAUUAUAUUUUCACUACAUAUUAUUGUGAUACAAACACACAUAUAGCGUUAUAAUUUUUUCCUUAAUUAUGUAGUUUUCGAGAGAAUACUAACAGAUAAGUGUCCGUUCUGUUCAUGUAUACCCGUUAAUAUUCGAAGUGAUUUUUGACAUAUCCAUAUACACAAAUCUGCAGGGUUUGAAUUUUAAACGUAUAUAUUGUAUGUACAUUUGUAUGUACAAUAUGUGGACCUCAUAUUCGAAAAUCCAAGUGUGUCUGUGCUGAUCAAACUUUCUGCUUCCAUGGUCUUUAUCAUUUGGUGAAAUCUCAUAUGUAAAUUGACUGAAUUUAGUACAUGACAUUCUUCUCAUAUUCCCAUAUCACAGUGCGAAAAUGGUCGAACUCGGACUACAACCACGCCUAUUUCUCAUAUAACAUAAAUUUAAAUUUCGUUUCAUUCAUUCACUAUGACCAAAAAUCGCCCAAAUCAAUCCAAAACUGUUCAAGCUCAAUAAGUACCGAAAAAGUGGACCUCAGUAUUUAUAGUUGACUUUUUACCGUAAAUGUUGGUCAAUGUGUGGAAUACACAAUAUUCAUAUUCAGAGAGAAUCCAGUCCUGACAAUAGUGUCUUAGUAUAUCAAAAAUGGGUUGAAUGAAGUCAAUACCUCCCUGAGCCCCCACAAACAUAAUAUAAAGAUUUUCGAACUUUUGUGACUUUUUUAUACUACCUCUACUCCCAUAUACUACGUAUAAUGAUGCCUUAUGUCGAAUAUGUCGGUAAGUGUAUGAGUUAUAUAGUAUAUGUAUAUAUAAAAUUCCUUGGAUUCCGAUCCUCUGGUUGACGUUUUACACCUUAAGCUAUUUCUCUGGCUUUGAUUACUGCAAGUUGCAAGAGUAUAAAAUGUUCGGUUGCACCCGAACUCAGGCUUUGCUUAUUAUUUUUUUUUUUAUCUUAAGUUCUUCUUUACUGGCGUAUACACCGCUUUCGUGAUUAUAGCCGAGUUAACAGCGCGCCAGUCCUUUCUUCUUUUCGCUACGUGGCGCCAAUUGGAUAUUCCAAGGUCCUUCCAACGGAGUGGAGGUCUUUCUCUGCUUUCCCCGGCGGGACCUGCGUCGAAUACUUUCAGAGCUGGAUUGUUUUCGUCGAUUCGGACAACAUGACCUAGCCAGUGUAGCCGCUGUCUUUUAAUUCGCUGAACUAUGUCAAUGUUGUCAUAUAUCUCAUACAGCCCAUCGUUCCAUCAAAUGCGAUAUUCGCCGUGUCCAACGCGCAAAGGACCAUAAAUCCUUCGCAGAACUUUUCUUGCGAAAACUCGCAACAUUGACUCAUCGUCGUCCAAGUCUCUACACCAUAUAGCAGGAUGCGAAUUCGUCGUCCGAUAACUCUCUUUCCCCAGUAGUGAAGACACUUCAGGCCUUGUUACUCCGGACCUUCACUCACCACUUGAGCCUAGCCAGCCACCAGCAUGGAUUCCGAAAAGUGCACAGCA